Molecule: messenger RNA, 1428 nt
Organism: Mucor velutinosus
Lineage: Eukaryota; Fungi; Mucoromycota; Mucoromycetes; Mucorales; Mucoraceae
Exons: 2
Coding region: 1-1428 (475 amino acids)
Biological process (GO): protein N-linked glycosylation
Cellular component (GO): Golgi apparatus
Molecular function (GO): hydrolase activity
Source: RefSeq, a predicted model, not a curated record
AUGAAUCUCACUCUCCAGAACAAAAAGAGGCUCUUGCUUUCCAUCACAUCUGUGGUUCUGUUUGUAUUUCUGAUAUGGGUCUUGGUGCCUACAGAGACGUAUUCAUCCAUCCCCAGCUACAACAACAACAACAAGAACAACGAUAUAGCACAGGAAUUGCUUUCAGAUCAUUGUUCAAUACCACACCCAGGAAAGCCACUGGUGCAGUAUGCUGUCAUGAUUGAUGCUGGUUCAUCUGGCUCAAGAGUACAUGUCUACAAAUUCAAUCACUGCAAAGAAGAACCUGAGCUGGAAAACGAGGUUUUCCACAUGCUGGAGCCUGGUCUCUCCUCAUUUGAUGAUAACGCAGAGGGCGCUGCUGAUUCCUUGGAGGAACUAUUGCAAAUUGCUGUCGACAGCGUCCCUAAAGCCUUGCAACACUGCACACCCAUUGCCGUCAAAGCAACCGCCGGUCUUCGUUUACUGGGUGCUGAAAAGAGUGAUCGUAUACUGCAAGCUGUGCGUACGCGCUUGCAAGACAAGUAUCCAUUCCCUAUUGCUGAUAUCGAGAUUAUGGACGGCAGAGACGAAGGCGUCUAUGCCUGGAUCACUGUCAAUUACCUGCUAGGCAACUUCAAGGCAUCCGAACGCAGCAAAUCAGCAGCCACCUUCGAUCUAGGUGGUGCAUCUACUCAGAUCGUGUUUGAGCCUGAAUUCGCAUUGGAUAUGGAGCAUAUGCUCCCUGGCGAUCAUGUGUAUGAAUUGGAUUAUGCUCAUCAGAAAUACAAUCUUUACCAGCACUCUUACCUGGGCUAUGGUUUGAAGGAAGCGCGCAAGCUGAUCAAGAGUCAAGUGAUCGAGACAUGGAAAGAGGAAGCGCUUGCUACGGGCAAAGUAUACCAUCCCUGUCUACCCAAAGAUCACAAGGAGACAAUCAAAUGGACCAGCGAGAGUGUCACCAAGAAUGUUGAGCUGAUUGGCACUGGCGCAGGCCAUGCUGCUUGUCGUGGUGUGAUUGAAAAGGUGUUUGCCAAGGAAAAGGAAUGCCCAUUAAUGCCUUGUGCCUUUGACGGUGUCUAUCAACCCCCCUUGACAGAGACAUUUGGCAAUCGCGAUCUUUAUGUUUUCUCCUUUUUUUAUGACUUGACGCAACCUUUGGGCAUGCCAUUGCAAUUUACAGUGCGUGAAUUUGGUGAAUUGGCCAACCGUGUCUGCAGUGGAGAUCCAGAGGUAUUCAGACAUGUGCCUGACGCUUUAAGCAUCUUGAAGCGCUCUCCUGAGUAUUGCCUUGAUUUGACAUAUACCCAUGCUCUGUUGCGUAUCGGUUAUGAUGUUCCUCCGGAGCGCUUGGUGCGUACUGCCAAGAAGAUCCGUGAUGCUGAAACUGGCUGGUGUCUGGGUGCCUCCAUUGCCAUGAUCGACGCGAAUCACUUGUGUCAGCGAAACUAG